Molecule: messenger RNA, 1057 nt
Organism: Xylona heveae TC161
Lineage: Eukaryota; Fungi; Ascomycota; Xylonomycetes; Xylonales; Xylonaceae
Exons: 4
Coding region: 41-1057 (338 amino acids)
Source: RefSeq, a predicted model, not a curated record
GAGGUAUGCCAACGCGCCAUUAAGCUUCAAUUUCAAGACAAUGGCGACGCCAAGAUCCAGCUCUUCUGGGGAUGCUAGAUACAACUCAUCUGCUUCAAGCAGCGCACAAACUUCCUACAAUGUGAUGUCUGCAGCUCACCCUUUUGACCAGGAUUUGCCCAUUCUCAUCUUGGACGACGCUGGCUUUACAAAUGUCUUUACAAAUGUCACUCAGAUGCCUAAGGCUACUGUCAAUCACCAUACUGAGCUCAUGAAUCUUCUAGGCUCAGGCAAGAUCAAGCAGAAUAUUGUCCGUCUUUUCUCGAUAAUGAUCAACAUGAUAAAGCACAUUCAUAUUGCACUGUUCCACGCCUCGAAUCGUCAUAUAAUCGAAGAUCCCAUCCUUGAGCAAGUGAUGCGAGUCACCUAUUCGAUGAUAAUGGCAUAUGACACCAUCCAACGUAGCAUACAGGGCAGAUUCAGCACGCUCUGUGAUUUGCAGCUUCAUCUUCCCAGGCUCGAAUCUCUCAUCGAUCCUUACGAAUUACGCAGUGCGGUUGUGCUUUGGAUAGAGAGGCUUAGGGCAGUUCAAGCUCUCUCCAAGGCAGAAUGCCAUUUGUACUUUCACUUUGCAGAAUUCUACGAGGAACAAAUCUAUCACUCUUUCCUGCAGAAGCAUCGGGCAGACCCUGAACACGACAUCUGGGAGCUCGCAGCUCAUUUGAACAGCGUCUAUGCAGUUGUGGAGGACGUUGCCAUCUUAUCUCGACAAUUUGCAGCAACUUCGGAGAUUGUGAGGCAGUCCAUCUACACUGCUUUAGAGCGCCUCAAUGAGACCCCGCGUGUUUGGGCGGAAGACCGCAAAGUCACCAUGUGCAGGGUGAAGUUGGAGAGGAGCGCUGCGGAGGCCGGGGAGCAAUUUGAACUGAAAUUAUCGAGAUCUGCGGAGAUAAAGGACCUUAGAGCUUUCAAGGCGAGAGUGGAACGCGAUCUUGCUGCAAUAGCUCAAAGUGGAAGAUCAGCAGCUCUGAAGCGCCAGCCGGCAACUAGGAAACCAUCGAGUACGGCUUCAAGCUGA